Molecule: messenger RNA, 2587 nt
Organism: Chrysochloris asiatica (Cape golden mole)
Lineage: Eukaryota; Metazoa; Chordata; Mammalia; Afrosoricida; Chrysochloridae
Gene: ZHX2
Product: zinc fingers and homeoboxes 2
Exons: 1
Coding region: 74-2587 (837 amino acids)
Biological process (GO): regulation of transcription by RNA polymerase II
Cellular component (GO): nucleus
Molecular function (GO): DNA-binding transcription factor activity, RNA polymerase II-specific; DNA binding
Source: RefSeq, a predicted model, not a curated record
GUUCUAAGACUUUCACAGCCCCCACCGCACCCCCCUCCCCCCAAAAAUAAACCACUGCACCCAAGCAGAAGGCAUGGCAAGUAAGCGGAAGUCUACAACUCCCUGCAUGGUUCGGGCAUCACAAGUAGUAGAACCUGACGUGACCGAAGACAGUGACAGAGCUAAAGCAAAGGGAACGGCCACCCCACAGCCUGACGUGGCCAAGGACAGCUGGGCCACAGACCCUGAACACACUUCCAAAGAAAACGACGUCAUCGAAGUGAAAUCUACAGGGGAACCCCCAUCCAAAAAGCUCCAAGGUGGGUACGAAUGCAAAUACUGCCCCUACUCCACGCAGAAUUUGAACGAGUUCACAGAACACGUCGACAUGCAGCACCCCAAUGUCAUCCUCAACCCCCUGUACGUGUGCGCCGAGUGCAACUUCACAACCAAAAAAUACGACUCCUUAUCCAACCAUAACUCCAAAUUCCACCCUGGGGAGACAAACUUCAAGCUGAAACUCAUCAAACACAACAAUCAAACUGUGUUAGAGCAGUCCAUAGACACCACCAACCACGUCAUCUCCAUCACUCAUGGUGGCCCCACGGUUAGUGACAGCGAUCCGGGGAUCUCAGUGAGCAAAACCCCCAUCAUGAAGCCUGGGAAACCAAAAGCUGAUGCCAAGAAGGUGCCCAAGAAGUCCGAGGAGGCCCACAUGGAGAACCAUGUGGAUGGGACUGCCCGCCUGGUGGCCGAUGCAACUGAGAUCCUCUCUCGACUUGGUGGCAUGGAGCUACUCCAGGACUCACUGGGGCAUAUCACGCCUUCUGUUCAGCUCCCACCAAAUAUCAACCUUGUCCCGAAAGUCCCCGUCCCACUGAAUACUACCAAAUACAACUCUGCCCUGGACACCAAUGCCACCAUGAUCAAUUCCUUCAAUAAGUUCCCUUACCCGACCCAGGCUGAGUUGUCCUGGUUGACAGCUGCCUCCAAACACCCGGAGGAGCACAUCCGGAUCUGGUUUGCCACCCAGCGCUUAAAGCAUGGCAUCAGCUGGUCCCCAGAAGAGGUGGAGGAGGCCCGGAAAAAGAUGUUCAAUGGUACCAUUCAGCCAGUGCCUCCGACCAUCACUGUGCUGCCCGCCCAGCUGGCCCCCACCAAAAUGCCACAGCCCAUCCUCCAGACGGCUCUGCCAUGCCAGAUCCUCGGCCAGACCAGCCUGGUGCUGACUCAGGUGACCAGUGGGUCCACCACCGUCUCUUGCUCCCCCAUCGCUCUUGCCGUAGCCGGAAUGACCAACCAUGGACAGAAGAGACCUUUGGUGACUCCCCAAGCUGCCCCCGAGCCCAAGCGUCCACACACUGCUCAGGUGCCAGAGCCCCCACCCAAGGUGAUCAACCCGCCACUGACCCCGGCCAGUGACCGUAAGAAGACGAAAGAGCAGAUAGCACAUCUCAAGGCCAGCUUCCUCCAGAGCCAGUUCCCUGAUGACACGGAGAUCUACAGACUCAUCGAGGUGACCGGCCUCUCCCGAAGCGAGAUCAAAAAGUGGUUCAGUGACCACCGGUAUAGAUGUCAAAGGGGCAUCGUCCACAUCACCAGCGAAUCCAUUGCCAAAGACCAGAUGGCCCUAGCGGCCACCCGACACAGCCGAACGUACCACGCGUACCCAGAUUUUACCCCACAGAAGUUCAAAGAAAAGACCCAGGGCCAGGUUAAAAUCCUGGAAGAUAGCUUUUUGAAAAGUUCUUUUCCAACCCAAGCUGAACUGGAUUGGCUCAGGGCAGAGACCAAACUGAGCAGGAGAGAGAUCGAUUCCUGGUUCUCGGAGAGACGGAAGCUGCGGGACAGUAUGGAACAAGCUGUCUUGGAUUCCAUGGGGUCUGGUAAAAAAGGUCAAGACAUGGUGGCCCCCAAUGGCACUCUUUCUCGACUUGACCAACUCUCCAGUGCUCAGCUAGCCAGCUCUCUGCCCAGCCCUUCACCAGCAAUUACAAAAAGCCAAGAGCAGCUUCAUCUUCUGAGGACCACGUUUACAAGAACCCAGUGGCCCACUCCCCAAGAAUAUGACCAGCUAGCGGCAAAGACCGGCCUGGUCCGAACUGAAAUCGUGCGUUGGUUCAAGGAGAACAGAUGCUUGCUCAGAACUGGGACUUUGAAGUGGAUGGAGCUGUACCAGCGUCAACACAUCAUGGAUGGUCACAGUUACGAUGCCGUCUCAAGAAAAACACCAAAACCCAUUGCCGAGAGCCCAAAGAACGGGAGCGAGGUGGGGCAGCAAUAUUACAAGGACCCCAGAAAACUCUGUGACGAGGACCUGGAGACAUUGGGGUCCAGGGUGAAAGUGGGCGGCGAGCAAGCGAAAGACUGUCUUCCAACAAAGUCCUCAGAGGCCACCUCAGACAAGUCGGAGGGCAACAGCCGGGACGGCCAGGGCAGUGAGGAGAAUGAGGAGUCGGGCGUGGUGGUGGACUGGGUAGAGGUGACAGUUGGAGAGGACACUAUCUCAGACCGGUCAGACAGCUGGAGUCAGACUGCACCUGAAGGCCCGGCGGAACUGGCCGAUUCUGACUCCGACAGUGUCCCUGCCGAGGCUGGUCAGGCCUAG